AUGAAGGGCAUCACCUGCUUGGGUGCGUUGGCGCUGUUCACCUCGGCGGCAUCGGCCGUCAAGGUGAAUCCCUUGCCCGCGCCUCGCUCUAUCACGUGGGGUCACACCGGCCCGAUUGCCAUCUCGAAGCCCGCUUUGCGAUACGACCAAUGCCAGGACGGCCAUGAGGGGAUCCUGCGCCGCGCCUGGGACCGUACCUGGGCCACCAUCACGGAUCUCCAGUGGGUGCCCGCCGCCACAGAGGCGCCCAUCCCCUCAUUCCAACCGUGGCCGACCGAUGCAGCCCAGGCCAAGCGCGACACCGCGACGACCGCCGUCCACUCCGUGCAACUGGCGAUCGUGGAUGUCGACGCGGAUCUCCAGUAUGGCGUGGAUGAGUCCUACACCUUGGAGGUCACGGCCAAUUCGGGCGUCAUCCAGAUCAACGCCCACACGGUGUGGGGGGCGAUCCAUGCCUUGACCACGCUGCAGCAGCUGAUCAUCUCGGAUGGUCAGGGCGGCCUGAUCAUUGAACAGCCCGUCAAGAUCGAGGAUGCUCCCUUGUAUCCCUACCGCGGAAUCAUGAUCGAUACCGGACGCAACUUUAUCUCGGUGGCCAAGAUCCUCGAGCAGAUUGACGGAAUGGCGCUGUCCAAGCUCAAUGUGCUGCACUGGCAUCUGGAUGAUACCCAAUCAUGGCCCAUCCACGUCAAGUCAUAUCCGCAGAUGACCCGGGAUGCCUACUCCAGCCGAGAGGUCUACACCGAGGCCGAUGUGCGCCGAAUCCUGGCCCACGCCCGUGCUCGUGGCGUCCGCGUGAUCCCCGAGGUUGACAUGCCCGGUCACUCGUCGUCCGGAUGGAAACAAGUCGACCCCAAUGUGGUCACCUGCACCGAUACGUGGUGGUCGAACGACGACUGGCCCAAACACACCGCCGUGGAACCGAACCCGGGCCAGUUGGACAUUAUCUACAACAAGACCUACGAGGUCGUGGGCAACGUCUACAAGGAUCUGUCGGCCCUCUUCACCGACAACUGGUUCCACGUGGGUGGUGACGAGCUCCAGAACAACUGUUUCAACUUUAGCGCGUACAUCACCGAGUGGUUUGCCGAGGACCCCUCGCGCACCUACAACGACCUGUCUCAGUACUGGCUGGACCAUGCGCUGCCCAUCUUCCGAGGCACCGGUGGUCCCCAUCGUCGGCUGAUGAUGUGGGAGGAUAUCUUCAUCAACAGCGAUGCCGCGCACGACGUCCCGCGGGACAUUGUCAUGCAGUCCUGGAAUAACGGGGUCGACAACAUCAAGAAUCUGACGGCCAGCGGAUUCGACGUGGUUGUCUCCUCGUCGGACUUUUUGUAUCUCGACUGCGGGUUCGCCGGCUUUGUGACCAACGACCCUCGAUACGACGUGAUGAGCAACCCCGGCGGCGACGUUACGUUCAACUACGGCGGCAAUGGUGGUUCCUGGUGUGCGCCGUACAAGUCCUGGCAGCGGAUCUACGACUACGACUUUACCACCAACCUCACCGCAUCGGAAGCCCAACAUGUCAUUGGCGCCGAGGCGCCCCUGUGGUCGGAACAGGUCGACGAUGUCACCAUCUCCAGCAAGAUGUGGCCCCGUGCCGCCGCACUCGCGGAGUUGGUGUGGUCGGGCAACCGUGACGCGUCUGGCCACAAGCGCACCACGCAACUGACCCAGCGUCUGCUGAACUUCCGCGAGUAUCUCGUCGCGAACGGAGUCAUGGCCACGAAUCUGGUGCCCAAGUACUGUCUGCAGCAUCCUCAUGCGUGCGACUUGUAUUACAACCAGAGUGCUAUUACUCCCUGA
Molecule: messenger RNA, 1806 nt
Organism: Penicillium diatomitis
Lineage: Eukaryota; Fungi; Ascomycota; Eurotiomycetes; Eurotiales; Aspergillaceae
Product: beta-N-acetylhexosaminidase
Exons: 1
Coding region: 1-1806 (601 amino acids)
Biological process (GO): glycosaminoglycan metabolic process; carbohydrate metabolic process
Cellular component (GO): membrane
Molecular function (GO): beta-N-acetylhexosaminidase activity
Source: RefSeq, a predicted model, not a curated record